Molecule: messenger RNA, 1601 nt
Organism: Penicillium samsonianum
Lineage: Eukaryota; Fungi; Ascomycota; Eurotiomycetes; Eurotiales; Aspergillaceae
Product: RNA recognition motif domain-containing protein
Exons: 7
Coding region: 483-1043 (186 amino acids)
Molecular function (GO): RNA binding
Source: RefSeq, a predicted model, not a curated record
UGUACUCUGUAUGGAGUACACGGAUUCACAAUAGGACCCAGGUGCCAAUCCAGCCCUAUGAAACCCAACGCAAAAUCCCCCAUUUUCAUCCAAGUGAGGGGCAAACAAAGGUACAUCAGCCGUUGCCCUUAGUGCCGCCAAUCCAAACGGAGCCUCGGAUACCAUCUGAUUGAUUGCUGAAAGCCCGACGACCCGCAAUUGAAUCAGCUCAAGGUUUAGGGCCAUGGGACUGGCUUUGGGGUGUUUAUCUUUGCAGCAACCCCCCUCCCCCACCUCGGAAUACCCUUGAGAUUAAGCCCGGACCUUUCUCACUCUGGUCAAGCUCCCAGACAAAGACACAGAUCUCCCUGUCGUCUCACAACCCGGACGGAUUCCGAUUUUUAUCCUUCUUUUCUUUUUGAUCAUCUCCUUCCUCCAACCCUCAUCUUCUCGUCCUCGGAUCAAGCCAGCUUGGUCGUUGUCUGUCUCCCAGCUUUAGAACGAUGUCCAAGCUCUUUGUUCACGGCCUUUCUUGGCAUACUAGCGAUGACACCUUGCGCGAAGGUUUCCAGCAAUUUGGCGAGAUCCAAGAAGCCAUUGUCGUGAAGGACCGUGCGACUUUACGUAGCCGCGGCUUCGGCUUUGUUCGCUUUGCUACUGACGCCGAAGCGGAUGCUGCUCUGGGCGCCAUGAACAACCAAGAAUUCGACGGACGGGUCAUUCGCGUUGACAAGGCGUUUGACCGCCCCCAACGCCCCGAAGGUGGCUUCCAGGGCCGUGGUGGAUACAAUUCCCAGCCCCAAUCCAGUUACCAGGGUGGUGCAGGUGGUGGCUAUGCUGGCGGCUACAACAAUGGCGGGUACAAUAACGGCGCUGCCGCUGCUGGUGGAUACGGUGGGGGCUACAACCGUGGUUACAACAACAACUAUACCCCUAGCGGUCCCGCCGGCUACGGCGCAGGUGGUCCCGGCGGUUAUGGUGGUGGCCCAAAUACCGGCUAUGGCGGUGGCGGAGGCUGGCGCGGGAACAACCACGAGCAGGGUCCUCAAGACGGUCACCAUUAGAUGAUUGAGUGUCUUUUCAGUUCCUCUCUAUGCGCCUUUCUUCUUCGGCAAUUCCUUCUAAAAGAAGUGACGAUCUACGACGGCUGGAAUAUGGUGGAAGAUGGAUUGGGAACAUCAGGGUGCUACCCUGAUUAUUGGAUUCUGUAACGGGGGCUUGUUAUUUUUCUUCGCGCUUGACUUGCUAGGAAGGGAAUAUGGGUUUCCGGCUCAAUCUUGGGUUUCAUUUGAUGCAGAUUUGAACUUUUAUACGGUUGCGUUUCGACCUUUUGAGGCCUUUUUUUCUCUCUUUGGCAGAAUGACCCAUGUGGUUUCAUAUCUGCAAUGCCUGUUUGCGUUUCACGGCAUAUCCUUCCUAUAACAGGGCACACGGAGGAGACCAAUGAUUUGAUGGAUAUUUAAGCAUAAUCUGAAUCUAUCCCCGGGGCUCCGGGGCCAGCAAGGAUUACGGGUGACGAACCAAACUAUGUACCACGACCACGAGGUUUUUCCCAGGCGACAAAAUCAGGCAUCGCCCGCCACUUCUAUUUAAUGUUCUAUCAUUUUGGGCGACGAUCAUAU